Molecule: messenger RNA, 3263 nt
Organism: Carya illinoinensis
Lineage: Eukaryota; Viridiplantae; Streptophyta; Magnoliopsida; Fagales; Juglandaceae
Product: MDIS1-interacting receptor like kinase 2-like
Exons: 2
Coding region: 293-2980 (895 amino acids)
Biological process (GO): protein phosphorylation
Molecular function (GO): protein kinase activity; protein binding; ATP binding
Source: RefSeq, a predicted model, not a curated record
AGUGCAGAAUUCUUUUCUUCUUGACAAGUGAUUGAUCAGAACUAAAAAGUAAAGACCAAAUAAUACGUCGAGGCUCUGUUUCUUGCCCAAUCUUUUCAUAUACACAAGUCAAUGAGUCGUCGCAUGCAUUAAUUAAUAUACACAAGUCUUGAGGGUCCAUUUCUAGGAAAUUAAUAUAUAACUGUAUUGGCUUUCAAAAGGAAAUUUCCAGGAUGAUUCAUUCAAUUCAAUUAUAUCAGUCUUCAGUAUCUUUUCUUAUAUAUAAAACUAGUGUACGUCUAGAUUAAUCGUCAUGAACAUAUAUAGUACUAAUCGGUCAUUACUCAUAAAAAUGGCCGCCUCCUCCCUUUCCAUUUCCAAUGUACCGAUAGUAGCAUGGGCUAUCUGGAUCCUUUUAUGCGGAAACUAUUUGGAUUAUGCACUUCAUCAGCUUGUUAAUGUUGCAGCAUCUGGAUCAAUAUCUGACCUUCAACUUGAACAAGCCAAGGCUUUGCAGGAGACUGGGUGGUGGCCAUCCAGUAGCAAUAUUUCAAGUGCUUGCGACUGGGAUGGUAUUACUUGCAAUGCUGGUGGAAGCGUCACAAGCAUCGAUAGAUCUUAUAAUGGUUUUGGAGGUCAGUUAAAACUCAACUUCUCUUUCUUCCCAGAUUUAGUAAGUCUUAAUCUUAGUGGAAACAACCUUCAUGGGCAUAUUCCACUUGAGAUAGGGAUGUUAAAAAAUCUGACCAGUUUAUAUCUUUAUUCAAACAUGCUCGUUGGUCCACUCCCUACCACUCUAGUUCAUUUAACUAAUUUGGAAUUUGUCUACCUUGAUGAAAAUAAAAUCAAUGGAUCCAUUCCUUCCGAAAUAGGGAUGCUGAAAAAUCUUACAUUUUUAUCCCUUUCAUUAAAUAUGCUAGUCGGUCCAAUCCCUUCCACAAUUGGUCAUUUAACUAAUUUGAGAAAUUUAUACCUUGAUGGAAAUAAAAUCAAUGGAUCCAUUCCCCCUGAAAUAUGGAUGCUGAAAAAUUUGACCAUUUUAUACCUUUCUUCAAACAUGCUCGUCGGUCCAAUUCCUACCACUCUGGGUCACUUAACUAAUUUGAAACGGUUAUACCUUAGUCAGAAUAAAAUCAAUGGAUCCAUUCCUUCCGAAAUAGGGAUGCUGAAAAAUCUGACUACUUUAUACCUUGAUUCGAACAUGCUCGUCGAUCCAAUCCCUUCCACAAUUGGUCAUUUAACUAAUUUGGAAAAGUUGUACCUUGAUGGAAAUAAAAUCAAUGGAUCCAUUCCCCCUGAAAUAGGAAUGCUGAAAAAUCUUAUCUUUUUAUCCCUUUCUUCGAACUUACUCAUCAGUCCAAUCCCUACCACUCUGGGUCAUUUAACUAAUUUGGAAUAUUUGGACCUUAGUCAAAAUAAAAUCAAUGGAUCAAUUCCUCCCGAAAUAGGGAUGCUGGAAAAUCUGACCACUUUAUACCUUCAUUCGAACAUGCUUGUCGGUCCAAUCCCUUUCAUCUGGGAUAAUUUAACUUAUUUGGAAUAUUUAGACCUUAGUAUAAACUACUUAACUGGCAGCAUUCCUUAUCACGAGCAUAACCUUUAUUGGGUGAAACAUGUUAACCUUAGUCACAACUUUUUAAGCGGAGAUAUACCUGUUGCACUAGGGACUGCUGCAGUAGGCCGUCUCUUGAGUCUGGAUCUUAGCUACAAUAAUCUUACAGGCCAUAUCCCCCCUUCUCUCAUUAAAAUAAAAGAAAUCAACUUGUCACACAAUUCUUUGAAGGGUCAAAUUCCAGACGGGUUUGAUAAGCAUCAUAAAUCCCACACAUUAAUUGGCAAUAUGGAUUUAUGUGGUCAAUUCAAGAUUUUUCCUCCAUGUCCCAAAAGGAAAAAAUCAAUCGCAACCAAAAUAGAAAUUUUUGCUCCCAUCACCACUUUCCUCGGAUUCUGUGUUAUUGGGGGUAUUCUCUUUUCUCGUUGUGUGUUCAAAGAAAAUCAACUUGAGUUAAGAAAAUCUAAGAAUGGAAACAUAUUCUCGAUAUGGAAUUAUGACGGACAUAUUGCAUAUGAAGACAUCAUUGAAGCAACCGAGGAUUUUGACAUCAGAUAUUGCAUUGGAACUGGUGGUUAUGGUAGCGUUUACAAAGCAAAAUUACCAAGCGAAAAUGUGGUUGCCUUAAAGAAACUUCAUCAAAGAGAGGCUGAGAAUCCAGUUUUCUUUAGGAGUUUUAUAAAUGAGGUGAGGGUGUUAACAGAGAUUCGACAUCGAAAUAUUGUGAAACUGCAUGGGUUCUGUGUACAUAAAGGAUGCAGAUUUUUAAUUUAUGAGUACAUGGAAAGGGGAAGCCUAUUUUGUGUCCUAAGAAAUGUUGAUGAAGCUAUGGAACUCGAUUGGAGCAAGAGGGUAAACAUCAUCAAGGGCACAGCACACGCCUUAUCUUACAUGCAUCAUGAAUGCAUCCCAUCAAUUGUUCAUAGAGAUAUAUCAUCCAACAACAUUUUGCUGAACUCCGAGUUCCAAGCUUUUAUUUCUGACUUUGGAACAGCUAAACUCCUUGAUCCUGACUCCUCCAAUCAAACAUUGGUUGCUGGCACUUAUGGUUAUAUUGCUCCAGAGUUUGCAUACACAAUGACAGUUACUGAAAAAUGUGAUGUAUAUAGCUUUGGAGUGGUGGCACUAGAAGUACUAAUGGGAAGGCAUCCAGGAGAACUCUUAUCCUCAUUAUCAUCAUCAUCAUCUCAAAACAUGAUGCUAAAUGAAAUAUUAGACCAGCGCUUGCCACCUCCAAAUCGUCUAAUUGGACAGGAUAUUUUGCUCGUUGCUACAGUAGCAUUUGCAUGCCUUCACACUCAGCCAAAGUCUCGGCCUACAAUGAAAUGUGUGUCACAAGAAUUUCUCUCUCGUAAAAAGCCGAAUGUCAUACCCUUGACUACGGUUUUACUCCCGCAAUUGAGGAAACAAGCAACAUAUAUGGCUGGAUCAGGAUUUGCUUAUUGUUAGGGUGUUUUGUGUGUUGUCAAUGUGUCGUUUACAUUUCUCAGUCUUUUUUCAAGAAAAAUAUUAUUUGUAAUCAUUCGGCUAAAUCACCCCAUAAACCUAAAGUACUCACUUUUCAUGGUUGGAAGCGGCUGAAAAUUGAAAUAGAAUGGGGCCGGUGUGUUUGUAUGAGAUAAGUGUGCAAAUAUAAUGUAGAAGUGAAUUAAGUAAAAUCUCAUAGAGAAUUUUAGCAGAUUCAUCAUUUCUUCUUCAUGAAUAACAAGUUUUCAGAAUAUCUUUGAUAUCA